Molecule: messenger RNA, 1578 nt
Organism: Letharia columbiana
Lineage: Eukaryota; Fungi; Ascomycota; Lecanoromycetes; Lecanorales; Parmeliaceae
Exons: 2
Coding region: 1-1578 (525 amino acids)
Biological process (GO): regulation of DNA damage checkpoint
Cellular component (GO): nucleus
Molecular function (GO): protein binding; DNA binding
Source: RefSeq, a predicted model, not a curated record
AUGGCGCCCGAACUCAGCGAGUACGAGCAACAGCGACAAGCAAACAUCGCCCAGCGAGACAAACUCCUCAAGCAACUCGCCCUUGACGCCGGCCAGGCCGGACUCGGGCCUCAAAAGCCAGCGCCCAAAGCAAACAAAAGCGGCGCUACUCACAAGAGAAAGGGCCCCGUCAAGCGCGUCAAAGUCGAAGACGCUGGGCCAAGAAGAACAUCAUCGCGCCUACAAGGAUUGACCGCCGACAGCGAAGUAGCCAAGCGGAAAGCCGAGGAUGAACAUGUUGCGACACAAGAAGCUGCGAGGGCAAAGAGACAGCGAAAUUCAGGGGAAUUGAAUUUAAGUGAUGUGGUGGUAGGAGGGAGAGAUUGGGAUAAGAGCGAGAAUUUUUUGGUGGAUGUUGUUUCGAGGGGUGCCAACCCCAAUGAGCGGACAUUUGGAGACAGCGAAGUUAGAGAGACUACAGACAAGGAACUUAGAUCGCUGAGAGAACAGAUGAGUGGUUUGGAGCUAUAUGAUGGUUUCGAACCCAACCGUAUAAAGAUAACGCCUGAACGUAUAUACUCGCUGGGCUUCCAUCCGACAACAGACAAACAACUGGUCUUCGCAGGCGACAAGAUGGGCAAUUUGGGCAUCUUUGAUGCCUCGCAGACAUCCGAGUCAGUCAAAGCCGAAGAUGGCGUCAAGAAAGAAGCAGACGAAGAGGAGGAAGACGACCCAGACCCAGCAAUUACAUCCUUCCAUUGCCACACCCGCACAAUCUCCUCCUUCCAAUUCUCCCACGCCAACCCCUCACACCUCUAUACCUGCUCCUACGACUCCUCUCUCCGUCUUCUCGACCUCACAAAAUCCAAGUCCACCGAAAUCUAUGCGCCCUCGGACUCCUUGCUCGACGAGCCCCUUUCAGGGGUAGAAAUGGACCCAACGGCUCCACAUAUGCUGUACUUCUCCCGACUCGAUGGCCACGUAGGAAGAACGGAUACUCGAGCGCCAGGAACGACAGACAUAUUCCAGCUUUCGGAGAAGAAGAUCGGAGGCUUCUCCCUCAACCCUGCAAACCCUCACUUCAUAGCUACAGCCUCACUGGACCGCUAUGUGAGGAUUUGGGACCUGCGGAAACUGAGCGGAAAGGCGUCGAGGCAGCUUCCAGCUUUGAUCGGGGAGCACGAAAGCAGACUCAGUGUCAGCCACGCGGCGUUCAAUUCGGCAGGACAAGUCGCAACGGCGAGUUAUGACGACACGGUCAAGAUUCACACCUUUGAAGGUAUGGGUUCAUGGAAUCCUGGGCACAAGAUAUCGGAUGACGAGAUGGCACCUUCAUCAAUAAUUCGACACAACAACCAGACGGGCAGAUGGGUGACCAUUCUCCGAGCCCAAUGGCAGCUCCACCCACCCAAUUCGAUCCCUCGCUUCUGCAUUGGCAACAUGAACCGCUUCGUCGACAUCUACACCGCAAACGGAGACCAGCUGGCGCAGCUAGGCGGCGAAGGCAUCACUGCGGUGCCUUCUGUGGCACAGUUUCAUCCCACGGAGCAAUGGGUCGCUGCUGGGACUGCGAGUGGGAAGUUGUGCUUGUGGACGUGA